This is a messenger RNA of Carica papaya (papaya), 1736 nucleotides long. NCBI's taxonomy places the organism in Eukaryota, Viridiplantae, Streptophyta, Magnoliopsida, Brassicales, Caricaceae. The record is from RefSeq and is a predicted model, not a curated record.
UUGAAUUUUUUUUUUCAACAUCUAACAAAAAUAUGUCCUUAAAGCCCGAAACCCUGCGAGGUCAUAACUAUAAAAAUCCGUAACAUUUGAUAAAACCCAUCACCAUCACCAUCAACCCCUUCUGGAAAAGGAAAAGGAAAAGAAAAUGUCAACCGUCGUCGUGUUGGACAACGGCGGAGGACUGAUAAAAGCCGGUAACGGUGGUGAGCGGGACCCCGCGGCCGUCAUGCCGAAUUGUCUAUACCGGCCUCUUUCCUCUAAAAAAUUCAUCCACCCCUCACCCACCGCCGACCUUGACCUCACUUCCGCGGCUGUCCGCCGACCCAUGGACCGCGGGUACCUUAUAAACCCAGAUGUCGAGCGGGAGAUCUGGUCCCACCUCUUCUCCUCGAUCCUCCACGUGAACCCAGCUUCGUCGUCACUGCUGCUGACGGAGGGUCCCCUUGCCCUCCCCUCCAUCCAGCGCUCCACUGACGAGCUGGUCUUCGAGGAUUUUGGGUUCUCUGCCCUGUACGUGGCCCAGUCAUCUUCACUCGUCCACCUCUACGAGGCCAGUCGCCGGCCCGAUGAACUCCUCGCCAAAACUCAGUGUAGCCUAGUCGUCGACUCCGGCUUCUCCUUCACCCAUGCUUCUCCGGUGUUCGACAACUUCACCCUCAAUUAUGCCGUCAAGAGGAUCGAUCUCGGUGGCAAGGCCCUUACCAAUUACUUGAAGGAGCUCGUAUCCUUCCGUUCCAUCAAUGUAAUGGAUGAAACUUUUAUUAUCGACGAUGUCAAGGAGAAGCUCUGCUUUGUCUCCCUCGAUGUCGCCCGCGACCUCCAGAUUGGCAGGAAACUGGGGAGAGACAACCUCUUUCGAUGCACCUACGUUCUUCCUGAUGGAGUCACGCACACAAAGGGCUAUGUCAAAGACCCUGAUGCUGCAAAGAGAUAUCUCAAUCCGAUAGAAGCGAAGGACACACUGCAGCCAGACACCAUGGGCAAGCUGGAGGACAGAAAGAGAAUUGAUUUGUCAAAAAACGAGUUUGACUUGACAAAUGAACGAUUUCUUGUUCCAGAAAUGAUCUUCCAACCUGCAGAUUUGGGAAUAAAUCAGGCUGGACUUGCCGAGUGCAUUGUUAGAGCUAUUAAUUCAUGCCAUCCUUAUCUACAUCCUGUACUUUAUCAAAGCAUCAUCUUAACUGGUGGAAGCACUUUAUUUCCUCACUUUGCCGAGAGACUAGAAAUGGAGCUCAGACCUCUUGUCCCCGAUGACUAUAAAGUGAAGAUAAUAACUCAAGAAGAUUCCAUCUCAGGUGUGUGGCGUGGAGGCUCACUUCUGGCAUCCAGUCCUGAUUUCAAAUCAAUGUGUGUCACCAAGGCUGAAUAUGAGGAGCUUGGAUCUGCUCGAUGUCGCAGGAGAUUCUGUUAUUGAGUACUCGGGAUCAACCUUGAAGAAGAUUAAUGUUGGAAGAAACUGCAUACGAUCACUGGUUGAUCAACUCGGAUAAGGUUUUAGCCAAAGAAGAGAUGAACUCUUUUUUGUUUCCUGUGCCUAUAUGGGCGCAAAGCCAAUCUAGAAAUGUUUUGUUAGAGAAUUGAUUUGUAAUAUGACUUCAUUAUCUUCCAUAUUUUCUUCCCGGAACAUGUAUUUUUUAACCUAUUUCUGGUUUCUGCAUUGAGAAAAUUUAUGCGUUGACAGAGAAAAAAGGAAACAAGUUUUUGUAAUGCCGACCAAAAAACUUGGGAAAGGAAAA